AUGGGGGGCAAGAAAGAAUCCAAGGCCGCUUACUUCGAGAAGCUCGAGGCUCUCCUCAAGGAGUACAAGAGCAUCUUCAUCGUCACCGUUGACAAUGUCUCGUCGCAGCAGAUGCACGAGAUCCGUCAGUCGCUCCGCGGCGAGGGUGUCGUCCUCAUGGGAAAGAACACCAUGGUCCGCCGUGCUCUGAAGGGUCUUAUCAACGACUACCCCGAGUACGAGCGUCUCCUUCCCCACGUCAAGGGCAACGUCGGUUUCGUCUUCACCAACGCCGACCUCAAGGACACCCGUGAGAAGAUUCUCUCCAACCGUGUCGCUGCCCCCGCUCGUGCCGGUGCCGUCGCCCCUGGCGAUGUCUACAUUCCCGCCGGAAAUACUGGUAUGGAACCCGGAAAGACCUCUUUCUUCCAGGCUCUCGGUGUCCCCACCAAGAUUGCCCGUGGUACCAUCGAAAUUACCUCCGACUUGAAGCUCAUCGAGGCCGGUAACAAGGUCGGUGCCUCCGAGGCUACCCUGCUCAACUUGUUGAACAUCUCUCCCUUCACCUACGGUAUGGGUAUCUUCCAGAUCUACGACAACGGCCAGACCUUCGAUGCCUCCGUCUUGGACAUCGAGGAGUCCCAGCUGCUCAAGGCUUUCUCCUCUGCCAUCUCCACCAUUGCCAGUAUCUCCUUGGCCACCGGCUUCCCCACUCUGCCUUCCGUCAUGCACUCCGUUGUCAACUCCUACAAGAAGGUUCUCUCUGUUGCCAUUGAGACCGACUACGAGUGGGAGGAGAUCGCCGAGCUUAAGGACCGCAUCGCCAACCCCGACAAGUACGCUUCCGCUGGCCCUGCCACGACUGCUGCUUCCGGUGGUGACGCCCCUGCCGCCAAGGAGGAGGCCAAGGAAGAGGAGAAGGAGGAGUCUGAGGAUGAGGACAUGGGCUUCGGUCUCUUCGACUAA
Alternaria burnsii is the source of this 945-nucleotide messenger RNA. RefSeq names its product 60s acidic ribosomal protein p0. The record is from RefSeq and is a predicted model, not a curated record. Gene Ontology annotation, cellular component: cytosolic large ribosomal subunit. Gene Ontology annotation, biological process: cytoplasmic translation; ribosome biogenesis; ribosomal large subunit assembly. NCBI's taxonomy places the organism in Eukaryota, Fungi, Ascomycota, Dothideomycetes, Pleosporales, Pleosporaceae. Bases 1 to 945 code for a protein of 314 amino acids. The transcript is spliced from 3 exons. Gene Ontology annotation, molecular function: large ribosomal subunit rRNA binding; structural constituent of ribosome.